UCCUUUACGAUGUUUUAAUUUUUCUUGAUGUAAUAUUUCUAUUAUUGUGUUUGUUAAAAAUUAUGAAAAGAAUUCAAUUCUCUCCUUUUCUUUCACAGAAACUUAAGCCAAUUUUCCUGGAUAUGGCCAAAUUACGUUAAGUCUUAAUAUACACCCAGAUUUGUACGGAAAAUAAUCGUAAAGCGAACUGACAAUGGCAGUUGUACGUCAGCGGUGCGGCGUUGCGGCGGUGGGCAUCUGGAAGGAAUAAUUUGAUACAAGAGGCCGAUUAUCCCGCGCUAACUGAAGGCCAAUUUGCUGGUGGGCCGAGCAGCGAGCUGAGCUGAGCGUGGCGAGCAGGGCGGGCGCGGGCGGGGAGCGCGGGCCAGCAGUCGCGUCGUGUCUGCCGAAGCGAACUGCGGCGGCAUGUGGCGCAGCAUGUGGCGCGCCGGCUGCCUCCUCCUGUGCCUAGUGCCAGUUACACGGCAGAUAUCGAUCACCGAGUUCUCAGUGCCUCACGCGGUGCAGGCGGGAGUUAUUAGAGAAUGAUGGCAUUCGACUACUGAACAUGACCCCCGCGGACUCCGGGACCUACGAAUGCGAGGUGUCCAACAUAGACGAGGCGCGAGCACAUCAAGACGUCAUUGUCUACUCGAUGGGCAGCGGACCGCAGCUGAACUUCUCAGCGGCGGAGGAGGGGCCCGACGAGGACGAGGAUGGGGACGUGGUGGUGACGUGCGCGGCGAGCGACGUCGCGCCUUACCCAGACAUCACCAUCACUGUGGACGGGAAUUUACUUUCGAAUACAUCAGAGAAUGUAGAAGGACCUUUCGAUGGAUUGUAUGACAUAGUGGCCAAUGCGACUGUCACCAAAAGUACAGUCGACGGCGCAGAAGUUCGCUGCGAACUGUUCUUUAAAAAUGAUAAUAUAUCGCAUCCCGCCUUCGUCGAUAUUGAAACCUUCAACUCGUCAGAUGGCGGUGAGAAACUUGGGACUUGUCACUUUCUCCUCUUUGGGGUUUUGUUACCGGCUCUCUCCGGCGCAAUUAUGCUUUAAUUCUUUCAAUGUGAUACUAAUAAAUAUUUACAUUAUUUCUUAAAACUUCUAUACGUUUGUUGUAAUAAAAUUUAUAAAAAAUA
Messenger RNA from Papilio polytes (common Mormon), 1119 nucleotides. RefSeq lists its product as uncharacterized. Gene Ontology annotation, biological process: positive regulation of T cell proliferation; cell surface receptor signaling pathway; cellular response to lipopolysaccharide. Gene Ontology annotation, cellular component: external side of plasma membrane. NCBI's taxonomy places the organism in Eukaryota, Metazoa, Arthropoda, Insecta, Lepidoptera, Papilionidae. The record is from RefSeq and is a predicted model, not a curated record.